AGCGAGCAGCGAGCGGCGGACAGGCUGCUGCUGUUGCUACCCGCCGCUUCUCGGUUCUUCUCCUUCUGACGCCGCCGGGCCAUGAGCGGCUGGGGCCGGGCUGCAGGUCGCUGUCAGCCGCGGGCAGAGUGAGCGGAGCACCGCGAGCCCCGGAGGAGUCCGACGUUUGAGGACCGACCAGAGGAUCAACAGGCCGCGGACGAUGGAAAACACGCAUUCCCACGGAGAGGCGCGUCCGUGGGGCUGAGAGGAGCCGGAGCUCCCGAUGGAAGACUGACACGCACAGCGACACACAGAGCCCGACACGCACGCACACACACACACACACACACACACACACACACACACACACACACACACACACACACACACACACACACACACACACACACACACCAUGUGGAUCCUCCUGCAGACGUGGACGUGGCGCGCGACGCUGUGCGCGCUCAUGCUGCGCACCGCCGGAGGUCUCAACGUGUGCGUGAGCGGCAGCGCCACCUCCUGUGAGGAAUGCCUCCUGCUCCACCCAAGCUGCGCCUGGUGUGCUCAAGAGGACUUUGGACGGAGCCGGACGUUCACGUCGCGGUGCGACUUCAUGUCGAACCUGCAGAAGCGGGGCUGCGAGUCGCGGUUCAUCGAGAACCCCGUCAGCUUCACCUCCGUGCUGACCAACCGGCCGCUGAGCCUGAAGGGCUCCGUGGCCUCGCACGACGACGUGGUGCAGAUCAUGCCUCAGAGGAUCUCCCUCAGCCUCCGACCGGGAGACCAGACGUGGUUCAACCUGCAGGUGCGGCAGGUGGAGGACUACCCCGUGGAUCUGUACUACCUGAUGGACCUGUCCCUGUCCAUGAAGGACGACCUGGACACCAUCAGGAACCUGGGAACCAAGCUGGCCCUGGAGAUGGGGAAACUCACCAGCAACUUCCGGCUGGGCUUCGGUUCCUUCGUGGACAAGAACGUUUCGCCGUUCUCCUACACGGCGCCCAAGUACCAGGAGAACCCCUGCAGCGGGUACAAACCGUUCCCCAACUGCAUCCCGACCUUCGGGUUCCGUCACCUGCUGUCUCUGACGGACGAGGUGGACCGCUUCAACCAGGAGGUGCAGAAACAGAUCGUGUCCCGGAACAGGGACGCUCCGGAGGGGGGCUUCGACGCCAUCCUGCAGGCCGCUGUGUGCAAGGAGGAAAUCGGGUGGAGGAAGGAUGCGUACCACCUGCUGGUGUUCGCCUCAGACGACGGCGCCCACCUGGCUCUGGACGGCCGGCUGGGCGGCAUCGUGCAGCCGCACGACGGCCGCUGUCACCUGGACGAGAAGAACGAGUACAGCGCCUCCGCCCAGAUGGAUUAUCCUUCUCUGGGUCUUGUCGGGGAGAAACUGGCUGAAAACAACAUCUUUCUCAUCUUCGCCGUCACCAAGCGACACUACAUUCUUUAUAAGAAUUUAACUGCACUGAUUCCUGGAACCACGGUGGAGAUCCUGGACCAGGACUCCAAGAACGUCAUCCAGCUAAUCGUCAACGCCUACAACAACAUCCGUUCCAAGGUGGAGCUGUCGGUGUGGGAUCAUCCUGAAGACCUCAGCUUGUCGUUCUCGGCCACCUGUCAGGAUGGGAAGCCUCUUCCUGGUCUCAGGAAAUGUGCCGACUUGAAGAUCGGCGACACGGUGUCCUUCAACGUGAGCGUGGAGGCGAGGAGCUGCCCGCCGCGCGGCGCCGACCACACCUUCACCAUCAAGCCGGUGGGCUUCAAGGACCGCCUGGAGGUGGAGGUGAACUACCGGUGCGACUGCGGCUGCAGCCGGACGGCGCAGAGCAACAGCAGCAUCUGCAGCUCCGUCGGGAUGUACCACUGCGGGACGUGCCGCUGCGAGCCGGGCUACCUGGGCGCCCGCUGCGAGUGCCAGGAAGGCGACAGCAGCUCGUACCUGAGCGCCUGCCGCGAGGCGGAGGGCAAGCAGGUGUGCAGCGGGCGGGGCGAGUGCAGCUGCAACCAGUGCGUCUGCUACGAGUCCGAGUUCGGCAAGAUCUACGGAGGAUUCUGCGAGUGCGACGACUUCUCCUGCGCCCGCCACAAAGGCGUCCUCUGCUCAGGUCACGGGGAGUGCCACUGUGGGGAGUGUAAAUGUUACGCCGGGUUCGUCGGAGACAACUGCAACUGCUCCACCGACACGGCGUCCUGCCUGUCGGACGCCGGCCAGAUGUGCAGUGGGCGGGGCAGCUGUGUGUGCGGACGCUGUCAGUGCAGCGAGCCGGGGGCGUUCGGAGACACCUGCGAGAAGUGUCCCACCUGUCCUGACGCCUGUGGCACCAAGAGAGAGUGUAUCGAGUGUCGACUCUUCAACUCCGGACGGCUCGCCGACAACCAGACGUGUCAGCGGCUGUGCAAAGACCAAGUCCUGACCGUGGAGACUCUGAACACUGACGAUCCUGGAGCCGUGCUCUGUCUCUUUAAGACUGACAACGACUGUGUGAUGAAGUUCACGUAUUCUGAGCACGCCAGUGGACGCUCCGUCCUCACCGCCCUGAAGGAACCCGAGUGCGGCGGGGGUCCGGAUGCCCUCAUGGUGCUGCUGGCCGUGGUGGGCAGCAUCCUGCUGGUGGGCGUGGUUCUGCUCGCCGCCUGGAAGCUGGUCAUCACCGUCCACGACCGGAGAGAGUUCGCACGCUUCCAGAGCGCCCGCUCACGAGCCCGAUACGAGAUGGCGUCCAACCCCCUGUACAAGCAGCCCGUGUCCACACACUUGGUCGAGACGGACUUCAGCCCCUUCGGGAAGUCGUACAACGGCGACGUGCACUGAUGGCGGGCGGGCGGGGCGCGGCAGGACCGGUCCAAUCAGCUGACGGGGGGGCGGGUCUCGAACCGGAGCCCCCCCCUCGGUGAGGGGGCGAGCGGACGAGGGACACCUCGGAGACGUCAUGGGGCCUCUUCUUCUAAUUCUUCUUCGGUGGAGGAAUCAUUAGCAUUAGCAUUAGCAUUGAGUGGACAGUCAAAGACUCUGAACGGCGUCCCAGAAUUUCCCAGAAUCCCCUCUGGUACUAACAUUUACUAAGCAACGGGCGUCUUAACUUUUUUGCACAGAGAAUUUUGUAGAGAUGUAAAUCUUUCAGAGAGUGUGAGUGUGAGUGUGUGUGUGUGUGUGUGACAACAGGUCUCCAAACAUUUUCAUUCACGGUUCAUUUGUAGUGUGAAAUAAUCUUUUUAGUGCUUUGAGUGCUCGUAAUUUGACACCAGCCUCACCAUCAUGCCAGCAGGAAAUGACCAUGUAAGGAGAUCUGACACUUCAGUCCAGGUUCACGUUUGGCCUCUGCAGUGAGAACCAGUACCUGGAGCACCUGUGUGUGAGUGUGUGAGUGUGUGAGUGUGUUUUCUAGGGACAGUUGUACAUACAGUGUGGACUGAAAUGAAAUUGUUGUGCAGUUCGAGUUAAACUGAAUGUAACUCAGCCAGCAUCGGGAUCUUCAGCCGUGGCGUGCACGGGCGCACGUGCACGCCAUCUGCGGCUGGAUCCACGUUCAUGUACCUGUGCACGAGCAGCAACACAAUAAAAGUGCUUCUGUCGA
Messenger RNA from Salarias fasciatus (jewelled blenny), 3560 nucleotides. RefSeq names its product integrin, beta 5 (gene itgb5). The record is from RefSeq and is a predicted model, not a curated record. Gene Ontology annotation, cellular component: focal adhesion; cell surface; integrin complex. The transcript has 16 exons. Gene Ontology annotation, molecular function: integrin binding. Gene Ontology annotation, biological process: cell adhesion mediated by integrin; cell-cell adhesion; cell-matrix adhesion. The coding region runs from base 398 to 2797 and encodes 799 amino acids. Lineage: Eukaryota; Metazoa; Chordata; Actinopteri; Blenniiformes; Blenniidae.